Molecule: messenger RNA, 318 nt
Organism: Pieris macdunnoughi
Lineage: Eukaryota; Metazoa; Arthropoda; Insecta; Lepidoptera; Pieridae
Source: the annotation of a GenBank genome assembly
AUGUUGGCAGACGGUGAAAUAGUUGGAGAUGGUUCGUGGAACCUCACCAUUUACGUGACGGACAUGAAUGAGAAGCGUACAAUGGUUGUGAAGGGUGACAUGCAUAUCGGCGGGGUUAUGCUAAAAUUAACAGAGAGUUUCGGGAAAGAUCUAACAGGUUUGUCAGUAAUAAAAGCAACAGCAAUACCUGAUUUGCAAGGGCUACUGUGUGAAAGGGACGCAAGAUGUGCGUACGCAGGCACGCGUCCUUCGCGGACAGUUUUUUAUACUCAGCAAGUUUUUUCCACUACCACAGGUGAACUACCGAUGGUGACAUGA